Molecule: messenger RNA, 2474 nt
Organism: Myotis daubentonii (Daubenton's bat)
Lineage: Eukaryota; Metazoa; Chordata; Mammalia; Chiroptera; Vespertilionidae
Gene: WNT7B
Product: Wnt family member 7B
Biological process (GO): positive regulation of JNK cascade; neuron differentiation; canonical Wnt signaling pathway
Cellular component (GO): extracellular region
Molecular function (GO): cytokine activity; frizzled binding
Source: RefSeq, a predicted model, not a curated record
CCGCGAGUCACCUGGGGAGGCCGACAAGUGCGGACACAUUGGCCGCCGAGGCGCUCGGCGAGGCGCGCACGGCCCCAGGCGGCUGCGCCCAGGACAGGCAGCGCCCGCCCAGCCGCCGCGCUCGGGCCCGGGCCCGGGUCCCCGCCGGCGCUCGUGGGGCUCCGCGGUCGCUCAGUCGGGCGGCGAGGUUGCGCCCCGAGCCUCGGUCACUCCCCGGCCCCGGCGGCGGCGCCCCGCUCACCAUGGUGGCAGCGCGCGCCCAGUGCCCGCGCCUCGCCCGCCGCCGGAGCCGCAGCGCCGGCUGAGCGCGGUCCGCCAGCCCCCGCCCGCCCGCCCCGCCGCCCGCGUCCCCUCCGCCGCCGCUGUUUAUGGCGCAGCCCCCCGCCCUGGAUCAUGCACAGAAACUUUCGCAAGUGGAUUUUUUACGUGUUUCUCUGCUUUGGCGUCCUCUACGUGAAGCUCGGAGCGCUGUCAUCCGUCGUGGCCCUCGGAGCCAACAUCAUCUGCAACAAGAUCCCCGGGUUGGCCCCGCGGCAGCGCGCCAUCUGCCAGAGCCGGCCCGAUGCCAUCAUCGUGAUCGGGGAGGGGGCGCAGAUGGGCAUCAACGAGUGCCAGUACCAGUUCCGCUUCGGGCGCUGGAACUGCUCCGCCCUCGGGGAGAAGACGGUCUUCGGGCAGGAGCUCCGAGGAGCCGUGAGGCCGCCUUCACCUACGCCAUCACCGCGGCCGGCGUGGCGCACGCGGUCACGGCCGCCUGCAGCCAGGGCAACCUGAGCAACUGCGGCUGCGACCGCGAGAAGCAGGGCUACUACAACCAGGCCGAGGGCUGGAAGUGGGGCGGCUGCUCGGCCGACGUGCGCUACGGAAUCGACUUCUCCCGGCGCUUCGUGGACGCGCGCGAGAUCAAGAAGAACGCGCGGCGCCUCAUGAACCUGCACAACAACGAGGCGGGCAGGAAGGUCCUGGAGGAGCGCAUGAAGCUGGAGUGCAAGUGUCACGGCGUGUCGGGCUCCUGCACCACCAAGACCUGCUGGACGACGCUGCCCAAGUUCCGCGAGGUGGGCCACCUGCUCAAGGAGAAGUACAACGCGGCCGUGCAGGUGGAGGUGGUGCGCGCCAGCCGCCUGCGGCAGCCCACCUUCCUGCGCAUCAAGCAGCUGCGCAGCUACCAGAAGCCCAUGGAGACGGACCUGGUGUACAUCGAGAAGUCGCCCAACUACUGCGAGGAGGACGCGGCCACGGGCAGCGUGGGCACGCAGGGCCGCCUGUGCAACCGCACCUCGCCCGGCGCCGACGGCUGCGACACCAUGUGCUGCGGCCGCGGCUACAACACGCACCAGUACACCCGCGUCUGGCAGUGCAACUGCAAGUUCCACUGGUGCUGCUUCGUCAAGUGCAACACGUGCAGCGAGCGCACCGAGGUCUUCACCUGCAAGUGAGCGGCCCCGCGGCCGCCGGCCACGCAGCCGCCCGCCGCUGUGCACACGCUCCCGCCUUCCCGGCUCCGCGCGGCCGGCUGGGCAGCGGUGGCUGCAGACGGUGGGGCUCCAGACGCAGGGGAACCCCCUGGGCCCAGCACCCUCUCCCCGGCCCGCGGCUCCUUCCUGCCGUUCCCGUCACUUCCUGCGGCGGCCCAGCGCCCGCGGCCCAGCGCGGCCUUGACGGGCCCCGUGAGUCCUUUCCUUCUCUCCGGGAAAGUGAGGCUCGAGGACACACGUGCCCCCGGAAAGCAAGGAGACGACAGGAGUGUCCCCCGCCCCUGCCUGGUGGGUGCACACGGACAGGCCACGCCGGCCGGCCCCACGUGAGACUGUCCCCGGCCACGUCAGCUGCGGGACCCUGGAGGGGGCUGGGCAGAGGGGGACAGAUUAUUUAUGUUUUCUUAGUGUCAGAAGAGGACUCUUAGCACGCAGGCCCGCCGGUCCUAACUCCGCCCCCGGUGUUAGCGCACCCCCUCGGCCCCCGUUCCCGUCCGAGGCGCCGCCUGGCUCUGCCCUGAGACGGGGCCUGUGCGCGUGGUCCCCAGGGGAGCGGGCAGCGGCUUGGUGACCAGCAUGGCCCCAGAGGGCCCUGAGGGCAGCCCUGCACAGGGACCUGGUGCCCUUCUCUUAGGAAGAUUUUAGAAAACCCCAUCAAACCGAUCAAGCUGUCCCCCAGGUCAGGUUCAAGGCGUGCUGUCCCCCUCCCCAGGGCCGUGGCCCCCCAGCCUGGCACCUCGCAGUUUACAGAGCCCCUCGCACCCCGGAGCCAGCGGGACCCCAGGCCAGCGCUGAGCGGGGUGUGGGGGGCUGGGGGUCUUCAGGGUGUUUGCCUCACUGGACAGCCGGGGACACUGGGGCCCAGCAUGGACCUGCCAGAGGCCCAGGACCUGCGUGGGGCUCCUGCCGUGGCUUGGUGUCCUGACCCACAGCCCAUGGCUCCUGGCCCAGAGGACAAGCUCUGGACACACCCAGGCUGGCGUGAGGCGGCCCCCC